GACUUGCCAAACUUUCCCGAGGACUUCGUUGCGCUUUUGGAUUUCUUUUUCAGCCCGCAGAAGGUCUGACAAGAUGAUUGUGCACGGAGGUCGCAGGCAGCAAUGAUCUAACCUCCUCUUUUACAAGCAAACUUCCCCGAGCGGCCAGCAGCGCCAUGGCGGCCCAGGGCGACGCUCUGAGCGGCUACUUGCAGUCCGACCAAGGCUCCAACAGCGAGCGGAGCACAGACUCUCCUCUGCCCGGCGACGACGACGACUUCAGCGGACCCGACCCGGAGUGGACCGAGGAGAGGUUCCGAGUGGACCGGAAGAAGCUGGAGUUCAUGUUACUAGCCGCCUCGGAGGGCAGAGUCAAUGGCGGGGAGGAUUUCUUCCAGCAGAUUAUGGACGAAACCCAAACACAGAUAGCCUGGCCCUCUAAACUGAAGAUCGGAGCAAAGUCGAAAAAAGAUCCUCACAUCAAGGUGUGCGGCAAGAGGGAAGACGUGAGGGAAGCUAAAGACAGGAUCAUGUUGGUGCUCGACACAAAGAGUAACAGGGUGACGCUGAAGAUGGACGUGUCUCACACGGAGCACUCGCACGUGAUCGGCAAGGGCGGCAACAACAUCAAGAGGGUGAUGGAGGAGACGGGCUGCCACAUCCACUUCCCCGACUCCAACAGGAACAACCAGGCGGAGAAAAGCAACCAGGUGUCCAUCGCAGGGCAGCCAGGAGGGGUGGAGGCGGCUCGAGUUAAAAUCAGGGAGCUGCUCCCGCUCGUGUUGUCCUUCGAGCUGCCCGCCAUCAUGCAGUCGGACCCCAGCUCGCCGAGCGUGCAGGCAAUCUCGCAGACCUACAACCUCACCGUGUCCUUCAAGCCCCCCACACGCCUCUACAGGGCCACCGGCGUGGUGCGCGGCUCCCAGAACAACACCAACGCCGUCAAGCGAGGCACCGCCCUCCUGUUGGAGCACCUGGCGGGCAGCCUGGCAAGCACCAUUUCGGUCACCACCCACCUGGACAUCGCACCCCAGCACCACCUCUUCAUGAGGGGCCGCAACGGCAGCAACAUCAAGCACAUCACCCAGAGGACGGGGGCCCAGAUCCACUUCCCGGACCCCAACAGCCCGCAGAAGAAAUCCACGGUCUACAUCCAGGGCACCAUCGAGUCGGUGUGCCUGGCUCGCCAGUACCUCAUGGGCUGCCUGCCGCUGGUGUUGAUGUUCGACAUCAAAGAGGAGGUGGAGGUGGAGCCUCAGUGCAUCACGGCGCUGAUGGAGCAGCUGGACGUCUUCAUCAGCAUCAAACCCAAGCCCAAGCAGCCCAGCAAGUCAGUCAUAGUGAAGAGCGUGGAGAGGAACGCGGUGAACAUGUACGAGGCCCGCAAGUUCCUCCUGGGUCUGGAGUGCAACGGCGUGGUCUCCUCGCCGCCCUCGGUCGCCUUGAAUCCCGCCGCCAACGGACCCUCGCCGUCCCUCAUCUGCCCCGUUGGCCUGGACAUCCUGGCCUCAGCUGGCCUGGGGCUCAGCAACCUGGGUUUCCUGGGUGCGACAGCGUCCCACUCGCUGGCUAACUCGGCGGCCCCCAACGUCGUCCUGAACACCUUAAACUCCUCCAUGAGUCCCCUGCAGGCCCCCAGCACCCCCACGCCCUCCCUGUGGCCCAGCUCCCUCACCAGCGCCCAAGCCUUCUCGUCCCAGUUGAUGCUGCACCCGGCCGCCCAGGCCACCCUGAGCAGCAUCCUGCUAUCGGGCGUGCAGGGCUACACGCAUAGCACGCCGUCCCCUCCGCCGGGCCUGGCGCCCAUCGACAAGCCCAUCAGCGGCGUCCCCGACUGCGCCAAAGCAGCCUGCUCGCUUAACGGCCAUGUGAAGCAUCCCGGUUCCGUCUACGGGAGGAUAGCCACGGCUUCUCUUGCCGAGACGGUUUUGAGUCCAGCUCCGUGUGACUCGGUCCAAGAAGCCAGUGGACACAAUCCAUCAGAACCACGGUCCAGCAAGUCCAACACAGAUGAAGGCUCCGACACCUUCGUGGAGGUGGGCAUGCCGAGGAGCCCCUCACACUCGGCCAACGGCAACGAGUUGAAGCAGAUGCUGGCGUCCUGCAAGACGUCGUCGGGGAAACGGCAAGCCGUGGAGCUCCUGCAAGGCACCAAGAAUUCACACUUACAUUCCGACUGCCUCUUGUCGGACGCAGAGUCCAGUUCUUCAGACAGUCCCGUGGCCGACAAGAGGGCGCCGGGCAGUGAGCGGGCGGCCGAGAGGGCGGCGCAGCAGAACGAGAGAGAGAGAAUCAGACUGGGGCCACAGACCUCCUUCGCCAACAUGCAGGCCUUUGACUACGAGCAGAAGAAGCUGCUGGCAACCAAAGCCAUGUUGAAGAAGCCUGUGGUGACCGAGGUGCGGACACCGACCAACACCUGGAGCGGCCUGGGUUUCUCCAAGUCCAUGCCGGCAGAAACCAUCAAGGAGCUGAGGAGAGCCAACCACGUGUCCUACAAGCCCAGCAUGAGCACCACCUUUGAGGGUUCCCCGCUGUCCUUGUCGCGCUCCGGCAGCCGGGAGGGCGUGGCCAACGGCAGCGAUUCCGACAACUGGCGGGAGAGGAACGGCACGUCAAACGGGCUGCAGGCUCAUGCCGAGUUCCCCGCCGCCGCGAGCAGCCCCAAGAGGAAGCAGAACAAAUCUGCUGCAGAACACUACCUGAGCAGCAGCAACUACAUGGACUGCAUCUCCUCGCUGAUGGGCAGCAACGGCUGCAGCCUCAACUCCUCCCUCAAAGGCUCCGACCUGCCCGAGCUCUUCAGCAAGCUGGGCCUGGGGAAGUACACGGACGUCUUCCAGCAGCAGGAGAUCGACCUGCAGACCUUCUUGACUCUGACCGACCAGGACCUGAAGGAAUUGGGCAUCAGCACUUUUGGCGCCCGCAGGAAAAUGCUACUGGCCAUCUCAGAACUCAACAAGAACCGGCGGAAGCUCUUCGAGCCCCCCAUCAGGUCCUCCUUCCUGGAAGGGGGCGCCAGCGGGCGCCUCUCCCGCCAGUUCCACGCCGACAUGGCCAGCGUCAGCGGGAGGUGGUAGGCACUCACUCAACCCUCCAGUCGUGGCCCACGCCUCUGUUCGGGCCCGGGACUGGUCCUCGUGGCCAUGUUGUGUAAAUUCCAAGCCAUAGUUUGUCCUUGCCGAGGUUCCGUCCUGUCGGAGCCACUAGGAAGCAAGGUGGAACCUCCAAGGUGGAACCUCCAAGGUGGAACCUUCAAGGUGGGCGAGGGAAGGAUUUGACCCCGUGACGCAGACAUGCACUUUAAUAUUGCUCCACGUUUGCCUGUGAAAGAAACUUUGCUCUCAAGCCAAAUAAAUGUAAGCACUUAGGAAAGGUCAGCAAGGUCACCAUGAUGUCAUGGACGCCAAUGACCAGGUCGCCAAAAACGAGAUCGGGAGGUCAGUGUUUAUUGUUUAAGCUCAGCCGCCAUCUUGUUCGUGUUUCUCCACCCAACCAGAAGAAAAGAAAUAUUUUGUACUCACUAUUUUCUUGUUAAACCACCAAGUUAAGGGAAGGUAAUCGCUUUAUUUUUUAUACUUAUUGUUGUGUUUAUUCUUGUCUUUGUGUACCAGCUGUUUGACUCAAAUUCCCACAAUGCACUCCUCCUCCCAUGAAGGGCCAGUUUACUGCAGUUAAGACCAAAAUGAUCUUGUUGUUGUUGUUCAAAUGGGAAUUGUGGGGUCUUAAAAGUCACAAGAAGUGGAAAAUGACUACAAUUCACCUUGGAAAUAUUUUAUAAUUUACUACUUUAUUCAUAACAUUGAAAACAGUAAUCAGGAAUUGACAUUUUAAAUAUAUAUAUCCAUCCAUCCAUCCAUCCAUCUUCUUCCGCUUAUCCGAGGUCGGGUCGCGGGGGCAGCAGCCUAAGCAGGGAAGCCCAGACUUCCCUCUCCCCAGCCACUUCGUCCAGCUCCUCCCGGGGGAUCCCGAGGCGU
Nerophis lumbriciformis (worm pipefish) is the source of this 3956-nucleotide messenger RNA. RefSeq names its product protein bicaudal C homolog 1-like. Gene Ontology annotation, cellular component: cytoplasm. Lineage: Eukaryota; Metazoa; Chordata; Actinopteri; Syngnathiformes; Syngnathidae. Gene Ontology annotation, molecular function: protein binding; RNA binding. The record is from RefSeq and is a predicted model, not a curated record.